This is a messenger RNA of Sander lucioperca (pikeperch), 2918 nucleotides long. RefSeq names its product CUGBP Elav-like family member 2. Gene Ontology annotation, molecular function: mRNA 3'-UTR binding. Bases 248 to 1810 code for a protein of 520 amino acids. The transcript has 15 exons. The record is from RefSeq and is a predicted model, not a curated record. NCBI's taxonomy places the organism in Eukaryota, Metazoa, Chordata, Actinopteri, Perciformes, Percidae. Gene Ontology annotation, biological process: regulation of alternative mRNA splicing, via spliceosome; mRNA splice site recognition. Gene Ontology annotation, cellular component: ribonucleoprotein complex; cytoplasm; nucleus.
GUUUGCUGCAGCUCGGUGUGCAGUGUGACAGCGGCUUGUCUGAAUUUAUUUCAAUCGGGGACGAGAGAGAAAUUGGGAGGAAGGAAUAAGGCGGAUAUCGGUGCCCGCUCUCUUAUGCAGUUUUGAAGAAGACGCCCCCUCCCUGCACCUGUUCUGCUUCGUCUUGUUGCCGUCUCGUCGCAGGAGUUGAGCCUCUUGCGAGUGAGCGGACGUCGCUUCUCAUUGUUAGAUAGACGUUGUUUUCAGUAUGACUUCGGCGUACAACCUGGAUUUCCACCCUCUGGCCGAAAGUCGGUUAAUGGCUUCGAGCGACACCGUCAACGGCAACGGCAACGGCAGCAAGAUGAACGGGUCGCUUGAGCAAUUGGACCAGCCUGACCUAGACUCCAUCAAGAUGUUUGUGGGACAGAUCCCGCGGUCCUGGUCAGAAACAGAACUUAAAGAGCUUUUUGAGCCCUUUGGACCUGUGCACCAGAUCAACAUCCUACGUGAUCGCACCCAGAAUCCCCCUCAGAGCAAAGGAUGCUGUUUUGUAACUUUUUAUACAAGAAAAGCUGCACUGGAGGCCCAGAAUGCAUUGCACAACAUAAAGACUUUAAGUGGGAUGCAUCAUCCCAUUCAGAUGAAACCCGCUGACAGUGAGAAAACAAGUGCGGUAGAAGACCGAAAACUCUUCAUCGGAAUGGUUUCAAAGAAAUACGGCGAGAACGAGAUCAGAAUGAUGUUCGCAUCUUUCGGACAGAUGGAAGAGUGCCGAAUUCUCCGGGGACCAGAUGGUCAGAGCAGAGGCUGUGCGUUUGUCACAUUUGCUACCAGGGCAAUGGCACAGAAUGCAAUCAAAACCAUGCAUCACUCUCAGACUAUGGAGGGCUGUUCCUCACCUUUGGUGGUGAAGUUUGCCGACACACAGAGAGAUAAGGAGCAGCGGCGCCUGCAGCAGCAGCUAGUGCAGCAGAUUCAGCAGCUCAACAGCGCCUCCACCUGGGGAAACCUGGCCGGCCUGGGGACCCUCACACCGCAGUACCUGGCAUUGCUCCAGCAGGCCACAUCUACCAGUAACCAAGGCAGUUUCAAUAAUAUGCAGAGGCUAGGAGCAGGCAUGAACCCCCUUCAGCUGCAGAAUUUGGCCACAUUAGCUGCUGCUGCAGCUGCAGCCCAGAGCUCUGGCAGCCCGAACUCCACCAGCACCAUGUCUGCAAACAGUGCAGCCCUGGGAGCCCUGGCCAGUCCAGUCGGUUCAACAGCAGCGUCCAGCGCGGGUGCUGCCAUGAACACCUUGGCAUCUCUGGGCACACUGCAGGGUCUCACUGGCACCUCUAUGGGCCUCAACCUCAACGCUCUUACCAACAGCAUCAGUGGUAUGGGGGCCAUGAAUGGAGGCCUGGGAGCUUCCAUGGCCAACGGGUCAGCAGCCAGCUCCAUGGACGCUCUGACCCAGGCCUACUCAGGGAUGCAGCAGUACACCGCCUCCGCCCUGCCCUCCCUCUAUGGCCAGUCUCUCCUGCAGCAAAGCAUUGCUGGCGGCCAGAAAGAAGUAGGGCCAGAGGGUGCCAACCUUUUCAUCUACCACCUGCCCCAGGAGUUUGGGGACCAGGAUCUUCUGCAGAUGUUUAUGCCUUUUGGAAAUGUGGUUUCUGCCAAAGUCUUCAUUGACAAGCAGACCAAUCUGAGCAAGUGCUUUGGGUUUGUCAGCUAUGACAAUCCUGUGUCUGCGCAAGCUGCCAUCCAGGCCAUGAAUGGUUUCCAGAUCGGAAUGAAGAGGCUGAAGGUUCAGCUGAAGCGCUCCAAGAACGACAGCAAACCCUACUGAUCCUAGCCCUGGGGCCUUCCCCCCUCCCCAGCUCUAAUGCUAGCACUGCUAGGAACAAAUCUCCAUGCCUGUUUGCUCAUCAUUAGCCUAGCAUGUCUUCAUGAUGUUGAAAGCCAAGCCAAACUCCUGGCCUCAUCAUCCCACCAUUGUCUGUGAUGUCUCUCUAAGCUCGCCUGACCAAUACCUGGCCACCCACUGACCCUUGACCUUAGCUCAACCUGAUUUUUCUGCAUGUAUAUUCAUUUUGUUUUGUUUUUUUCUGUAUUGAAAUGUGACAAGUGGGAGAGAGGUCAAGCAAAUCAAUGUGAAAAAUUGCCUGCGUGCAUUCAUUUAAGAGAACUUUUUUCGAAUGUUUUUCCUUUUUUUGCGACUGUUUUAAAAACCAACCUGUGGGAUUUCGUAUUUUUAAUUUAGCUUUGUUUUUUUGUGUUUCUUUUUACCUCUCUCAGUAAAAUUCACUUGAAAGUUGAAUACAGGGAUUGGCACACAGCUGUGCUAUUUGGUGCCAUUAGCAAUAUGUUGGCUUCUUUUAAAAAAAAAAAAAAAAAAGAAAUGCUACAGGCCACUUUUCAAACACUUUUGAAAGUCUGACCAGUAAAACCCCUCUCAGUGCUCUGUAAUGAUCUCUACAUUUUGCGGGCAGUGUGAAGGUUUACACCAAGGCUAUUUAAAAAUAUAUUUUCUUUUCAUUUACAAAAAUCCAGUGUAUUUACCUUUUUUUGAACUAUUGAUGGCACAAUAAAAGGUACAUUUGCUCUGCUUAGAGAAAUGACUACCUACAUGAGUCAACUUUUUUAGAACUGAUUCACAAAUAGACAAUCUGUGGUUUAAAUGCACACUUAGAUUACCUAUAUUUUAUACCAUUGAAUCUAUAGAAGUUUAACUAACAGAACCCAGGCAAAACUUUGGGUUUUUUGUAGAUUAUGUUGUAAUGUCAUCUGUGUGUGGGAGGGGGGGGGGAGUGGGGGGUCCUUCAGUGUAUUACAUUUUUAAAGAGGACUAAAAUCAGUUUGAUCAGUGUGACCGUUUGAGGAUAAUUUCUAGUAAAUUAAAACUAAGUCAAAAAAAUCCUCUGCAUUAAUUGUAAUUUCAACAUCUGGGAAAAAGU